Messenger RNA from Uranotaenia lowii, 525 nucleotides. Its product is annotated as glutamic acid-rich protein-like. The record is from RefSeq and is a predicted model, not a curated record. Lineage: Eukaryota; Metazoa; Arthropoda; Insecta; Diptera; Culicidae. The transcript is spliced from 3 exons. Bases 1 to 525 code for a protein of 174 amino acids.
AUGUCCGAUGACGUUCUCCGCAACGCCUUGAUGUAUCAAAACAGUCGUCAAACUUGCCCCCUGCUCCAGUUGAAGAAACCCAUGCGAAAAUCGUCGAAAGCUGCCUCAGUGACGUCAGCAGGAUCGAGGAAAUCUGCGAAAGCACAUCUAGAGCUGCAGUUACAGAGACUUGUGGCGGAACAGACGCUGUUGGAGGAAAAGAAAAAGUUGAUGGAGAAACACUUCAACAUUCUCGAGGAGCUGGUCGAUCUUGAUGACGAAGAAGCAGCGGAAGAGGAAGUGGACGCUAAUGCAAAGGCACAGAACUGUGUAGAAGAAGAGUGCUCUGACGACGAAGAAGAGGAAGAAGGUGGAGAAAAAGAUUCCAGCGAUGAUUUCGAGGAGGAAACGGAGAUAGACAGCAGCGAUGACUCUAGUGAGGACGAAAAGGAAGGAACUAACGAUGUCAACUUCAAUCCGAAGGAUCGUUCUACGCCAGCGAAGAAAGGCGAAGCAAGCCAAAACACGCAACCCGUAACCGAUUAA